Cynara cardunculus var. scolymus (artichoke) is the source of this 1360-nucleotide messenger RNA. Its product is annotated as ribose-phosphate pyrophosphokinase 5, chloroplastic. The transcript has 9 exons. Gene Ontology annotation, molecular function: magnesium ion binding; ribose phosphate diphosphokinase activity. Gene Ontology annotation, cellular component: ribose phosphate diphosphokinase complex; cytoplasm. Bases 52 to 1227 code for a protein of 391 amino acids. Gene Ontology annotation, biological process: purine nucleotide biosynthetic process; 5-phosphoribose 1-diphosphate biosynthetic process. The record is from RefSeq and is a predicted model, not a curated record. NCBI's taxonomy places the organism in Eukaryota, Viridiplantae, Streptophyta, Magnoliopsida, Asterales, Asteraceae.
AACUCACCGUCUCAUUGACUGUUCCUUCUGUGAUUUUCUUACGAUUUGCUAAUGGCUUCUCUUGCUUUUUCUUCUGGAAAUCUUGCAACCGCCAGCAAAUUUCGAUCGGCCAUUACUAUUCCUGCAAGGAACGCCUUAAUUAGCUGCAGGGUCAAUCUUGCGGAAAAUGGGAAGCCUGGUGUACCAACCCUCACCAGAAACCAAGAAACAUUCCCUAAGUAUUUUACUCCAUAUGAGUUUGAGAGGGAUCCAAAAAAGAAAGAUGAAACCAAACUUCGGGUGUUUUCGGGCACAGCCAAUCCCAGACUGUCUCAGGAAGUGGCAUGCUACAUGGGUCUAGACCUUGGAGAUAUUAAGAUAAAACGUUUUGCCGAUGGUGAAGUAUACGUUCAGUUGCUUGAGAGUGUUAGAGGGUGCGAUGUAUUUCUUGUGCAACCAACAUGCCCUCCUGCAAAUGAGAAUCUCAUGGAGCUUUUGGUAAUGAUAGAUGCUUGUCGGAGAGCAUCUGCGAAAACUGUUACUGCAGUUAUUCCAUAUUUCGGAUAUGCAAGGGCUGAUCGGAAGACUCAAGGGCGGGAAUCAAUUGCGGCUAAACUUGUUGCGAAUCUUAUAACAGAAGCUGGGGCAGAUCGUGUUCUUGCUUGUGAUCUUCAUUCUGGGCAAUCUAUAGGCUAUUUUGACAUUCCAGUAGACCACGUACAUGGUCAGCCGGUCAUGGUUGAUUAUCUUGCCAGCAAGACCCUCUCCGCUGAGGAUUUAGUAGUGGUCUCACCAGAUGUUGGUGGAGUCGCUAGAGCUCGAGCUUUUGCAAAUAAAUUAUCCGAUGCGCCAUUGGCCAUUGUUGAUAAGCGUCGUCAUGGACAUAAUAUGGCAGAGGUAAUGAAUUUGAUUGGUGAUGUGAGGGGUAAAGUAGCAGUUAUGGUGGAUGACAUGAUCGACACUGCUGGUACCAUCUCCAAAGGAGCAGCCUUGUUGCAUCAUGAAGGUGCGAGGGAAGUAUAUGCUUGCUGCACCCAUGCUGUUUUUAGUCCUCCUGCUAUUGAAAGACUGUCAAGUGGUCUUUUCCAAGAGGUGAUCAUCACAAAUACACUUCCGGUGUCUGAGCAGAAUUGCUUUCCGCAACUGACUAUCUUAUCCGUAGCAAACCUGCUUGGUGAGGCUAUCUGGCGUGUGCAUGAUGACUAUGCUGGGACUUUUGAACACUUUUCUGGCUUGGGUAUUGACUGAGAUCAGGAGGCAAUGUGAAUGGUAUGUAGUUUGUAACUUCAACUUGCGUUUUUAUUGCGUGAAUUUAUGUGGAAUAUAACUUAAAAGAGUACAGAAUACACCAAUAUUGUAGCUUAACACAUAUUGCGUUGAA